Molecule: messenger RNA, 3282 nt
Organism: Egretta garzetta (little egret)
Lineage: Eukaryota; Metazoa; Chordata; Aves; Pelecaniformes; Ardeidae
Gene: MFSD1
Product: major facilitator superfamily domain containing 1
Exons: 17
Coding region: 31-1224 (397 amino acids)
Biological process (GO): transmembrane transport
Cellular component (GO): lysosome
Molecular function (GO): transmembrane transporter activity
Source: RefSeq, a predicted model, not a curated record
GAGGCUCUCCAAACGCAGGUUCAACGGGAUAUGAAGGUGAACACGGCUCAGUUCAUGGCACUGUAUGCGUGGUAUUCCUGGCCCAAUGUGGUUCUGUGCUUCUUCGGAGGUUUUCUGAUAGACAGAGUAUUUGGGAUACGGUUGGGCACUAUAAUAUUUAGUAUCUUUGUUUGUGUUGGGCAGGUAAUUUUUGCUUUGGGAGCACUACUUAAUACUUUCUGGCUGAUGGACGUGGGCAGAUUCAUAUUUGGAAUAGGUGGAGAGUCCUUAGCAGUGGCACAAAACACAUAUGCAGUCAGUUGGUUUAAAGGCAAGGAGUUAAAUCUUGUGUUUGGAUUACAGCUAAGCAUGGCCAGAAUUGGGAGUACAGUGAACAUGAAUAUCAUGGGAUGGAUAUACUCUAGAGUUCGAGAUCUUCUGGGGUAUACUGGUCCCAGUACUCUCGGGUUAACUCUCAUGAUAGGUGGCGUAACAUGUCUCUUUUCACUGACCUGUGCACUAAUCCUUGCUUAUCUGGACAGGAGAGCAGAGAAGCUCCUUCAUAAAGAACAAGGGAAAACAGGUGAAGUGAUUAAGCUAACUGACGUGAAGGACUUCUCGUUGUCCUUGUGGCUUAUAUUUGUAAUCUGUGUCUGUUACUAUGCAGCAGUUUUUCCUUUCAUUGGACUUGGAAAGGUUUUCUUUAUUGAGAAAUUCAGAUUCUCAUCUCAAGAAGCAAGUGCAAUUAACAGUAUUGUGUAUAUCAUAUCAGCACCCAUGUCACCAGUCUUUGGACUCCUGGUGGAUAAACUUGGAAAGAAUAUCAUCUGGGUUUUAUGUGCUGUAAUAACUACACUUGCUUCUCACAUUAUGUUGGCUUUUACCUUCUGGAACCCGUGGAUAGCAAUGUGUUUGCUUGGUGUGGCCUACUCAUUGCUUGCCUGUGCCCUGUGGCCCAUGGUAGCCUUUGUUGUUCCAGAACACCAGCUAGGAACUGCUUAUGGCUUUAUGCAGUCUAUCCAGAAUCUUGGUCUGGCAAUUAUUGCUAUAGCAGCUGGGAUGAUUCUUGACACGAGAGGAUACUUGUUUCUUGAAGUCUUCUUCAGUGCUUGUGUUUGCUUGUCACUAAUAGCUGUAGUCAUGCUGUAUUUUGUGAAUCACCUCACAGGUGGUGAUCUCAACUGGUCUGCAAAGAAAAGGGAAAAACUGCAAAAAGUAGCUGCAACUGAUGUCAUGAAAAGCUAGAUUUCUCCUCAGAAGAAACUGCACUCCAGUCACUUCCCCUUCAGUUUCAGCUUGCUCCUCUUGCUAUCUUGCUUAGAAGUCCUAAUUCAACUUGUCUCUGAAAACUGUGGCUUGAGUCUAAAUUGCAGUUCUAAUGGGAAACUCACUUUGUGGUUAGAUCUGUGUCAUAAAUAUUAUUGAUUACUGUGAAAAGUUUCCAUUUUUAGAAAGAAAAUGGGGUGGGGUAUUUCAAUAACAUGGAAUCCACUUCCUUUAAAGGGAAAUGGAGCACUUGAGGUGGGCUUAGGGCAGAAAUUGUCAAAAUAAGCAAAUUUUGACAGUUCAUCCAAUUAAGCAAAUCUCAUUCUGUGGGAGACUUGUAUGUCCUGCUUUCCUUUCCUACAGAAAAUAAGGGCAGUGAAACGCUUCAGAGUAGUAACUUAAAAAAAUUCUUUUCCUUGGUCUUGACAAAACAUUGUUGGCGUGUUAAGGGUCCAUUGCUGUGCGUAGCUCUAAGAGCUGGAAUCAGGUACUCUUGCUUCUUAAGUGUUGUUUGAGCAAACCUGAAUGUAUCAGUCACCUGCUGUCGGGAUAUCCCCCGAGUUCUAGGGCACUGGAUUUAUCCCGUCUGCACAGUAGAAAGUUUACUUGCUUUUUUGUUUGCUAUCCAAGAAUGCUAAAUGCAGGGUAAAGCUCUCAGUGGAUAUGGAAUGCUGUACAAGGGAGUCAAACACUGGAUUAGGCUUACAGCUUUCAGAAUAAUUGCCUUGUCUUGGGGGAAGAGGACAGGAAAAGCAUUGUAUCGCAAAGUCCAUUAAGAGAUGUCACCCUAAAGGCAAAACAAAAGAUCCUUCCACUUCAGCUUUUCCACUAUCUAAUUUACUGCCUAGAAAACCUGCCUUUUUUAAGUAGACAUAAUGUAAAGUCUGCCCAUCAGACUGAGUUUAGGCAGCUUAGUUUGUUUUGAUGACCUUGUUGAGUGCUGUUCCUAGUAGUGUGUCAGCACCCAGAAAUUGUCACCUUUUCCAAAUCCUAAUUUCCAAGUCCUCACAAGUGCUGUGAGGAUUAAAAAUAUGUGCCUUGGAGAAUGUAAUGUAAAUGGGGAUCGAGUAUUUGUUAAUGUAUUGAUUUUUUUUUUUUAAUAUAUUUAAAGCAAAUGUUUAACUUGCUUAAGGGUUGAACAAGUCUAAAAAGUCUGAGGUUCUGCUCCUCUGAUCUGAAUUUGUUUUGAUGAGAUUGCGGUUGAUAACUGAUGGAAAGAGCACGGUAUAUGCAUUUCAUGACUCCAGUCAUAGUUUCACAUUUGUCAUGUGAAAGAGUAAGUCAAUAUGCAGCAAGUCACAGCUUUCAAGAUAACAUCUGUAGAAUUCAAGCUGCUCGUACAUGAACACCACAGAAUUUUUUUUUUUAAAUGCUUUCUGUUCUGACCUAGUUCAGCUCAGCAAGUUUCUUCAGAUCUUGAAGCUCAUUUGCCUGUAAUGCUGGAAUUUUUUACUUUGUAAUAGAUAACUAUAUUUCACCUGCAGAUAUUGUACAUCCCACAGCUUUUAUAUAUGUUUGUUCCAGAUGAAUACUUUGCUAACAAGACGUGUCUUAUAAAUGGCCUUCUCUAAAACUGGACAGUGUAACUGUCCAUAUGAUGACACUUAAGUUAGUCUUGAAAAAACACAAAAUGCCUGUCAACAAGGCCUGGCCAGGUGACUUGUGGGGUUUAAUGUGGUUUUGUUUCUUGUCCUAAUUUGUGGGCUUUUUACGCACCAGUCUUGAGGAAAGCUCAAUGAAACUAAAAUCUCACCGGACCUGGUGAGCAUGCUAGCUUGCAUGCUAGGUGAUGAGUAUCCUCUUCAGGCCAAAAGGUCACAGCCAGUUUUUAAUACAAUGCAACAAAAAACCCCCAACCCCUCCAACAGGAGCAAAGGAAUUCUGUGUCCAAGUAGAGCUGCUUUUCAAUCUGCCUGGCCCAUGUGGGAUGUGUGUAAUGCUUCCAGUAUUUACUGUGAAAAAUGGGUUUGCAUUAGUGUAUGCUGUGGGAUGUAGUGUCUUAGAACAAUAUUUUCAGUAAUUUUUAUUACAAUGUUU